AUGCCUACUUCAUGUGGAUUAUUUUAUACAGGUUUUACGGCUGCGGGCUACAGGUUCACGAGGAGACAAGGGCUCCACUCGCAGCGCACAGCCGAGAACCAUACUUGGGGAGAACUCAUGAACGCUAAUACAAUCAUCGAACAGUACCAAUACCUGUGCUUUGGGCCGAUUGGGCUAGCAGCGCUGUCUCCUGUCGGUAGUCGUCCAGACUCCAUGUUCAUGUCACAGUUUCGAAGAAUUAGGGCUGGCCGGGCAGCAACUCCAGAUAGAUUGGACGGUAGUCAAAAGCCUAAUCGUGACAGUCCCUAA
Molecule: messenger RNA, 309 nt
Organism: Pieris macdunnoughi
Lineage: Eukaryota; Metazoa; Arthropoda; Insecta; Lepidoptera; Pieridae
Source: the annotation of a GenBank genome assembly